UAUUUUUAUAUAUUAAAUCUAAAAUAAUUAAAAUAUGUAGGUAUAUAAAUGUAUUUUGGACACAUUCGGGUACUCGAAAUACUUUCGUUCGGGUCAGAUUCAGAUCUGGUUCUCUAGAUAGAAACAUUUAAAAGUCGUUCAGAUAUUUUAUCAAUUUUGGUUUGGGCUCGGUACUACUUUUCCGUUUCGAAUUUGGUUCAGUUCUUCGAAUUUAGAUUUUUGCCGAGUCUUAACUCCCCUAUGUUAGAAACCCAUUUUGAAAUCAGAAUGUUCUCUUUGUCAGAUAAAUGGAGAUGGCAAACAGGCUGUCCCGUCCUGUCACGUCCUGGACAACAGCGGUAUUGUCUUCAAGCGGAUCACGGCGGGUCAGGCCCGCCAGAGCUUGAAUCAUCAUCGCCGGAGCUCGAAUCGUAAUCUCCAGAGCCCGAAUCGUCAUCGUCGUUUCAUUUUCUCAGGAAAAGUCACACGAAUCACCUUCUUCUCGCUCUCUUUUUUUCAAGUAAACAAGAAAUUAAGAAGAAAAAAUACGGGUCUUUGUAAUCCCGCAUGGCCUGCUUCAGUCCAUCCCGAAAAAGCCCAGUCCCGCAACAACCCGUCCCGUGAGGCCUAUUAACUUGCGGACCUACAAAAUCCCGGUCCAAUACUGUCCGCCACAGUCCUUUACGGACCAGGUCCAUGAUUGACAUCUCUACAGAUGAGCAAAGAAUAACUUGAGUGUAAAUAUACUCUUAAAAAGAAUAUGAUGCACGUUUGGCAUUCCUUCCAUCCUGAAAAAUGGAAUAGUUUGUUUUCCUUGAUAAGUUAAGAAUAAAUAGUUACCUUACUAGAAUUUAUUCUUUGCGUCUUACAAAUCAUGAUGAUCAAUGUCAACACAAGCAAAAUUCUUUGAGUAUAAUUUUCAUGUAAACAAAGAAUAAUAUAAUAUGGUGAUCAUAUCUUAGUAUUAUAUUUUAAACUACUUGAACGUAUGCAUAUAUAAAGAAAGCUCUCAUCAUUCAUAAAUCAAAUGUAAGAAAACUCUAAAAAUACUAAUUAAUUAAAAAACAUAUAUUUAUAUCAUCUAUGGAAAUACUUAAGAAAGUUUAUGCAUUAUAUCCAACUCGCGGGCUAAAAUGCGAUGGUUGCAAUCUUGGUGAAAACUACUAUGGUGAUGGUUAUCGUUGUUUUCGUUCUGGAAUCUUCUUUCACAAAGAGUGUGCUAAUUCUAGCCUAGAGAUUUGCAACCUCUAUCAUCCACAACAUUCUUUGAAAAUUAAGGUAUGUGCAAAGAACAAUAAUGUGCAAGAAGAAUGCAAAGUUUGUAGAAUUAAUUUGCCAAAAAUGUAUUAUUAUUGUUCUAUAUGUGAUUUUGCCAUCGAUUUGAUAUGUGUAAAAAAAGAAGUUAAGAAAGAGAUUGGAGAUUCAAAGAUCCAUGAGCAUCCAUUAUCCCUUGUUCCUGAGAUGGUUAGCUUUACUUGUCAUCUAUGUCAAGUACUUGAUGACCGGUUUCCUUUUGUAUGUAAUUUAUGUGAUUUGAGUUUUCACCAAUAUUGUGCCGAAUCCAUAUCAGAGAUCAACUAUUCUUGCCAUCCUCAACACCCUCUCAAGCGUUACACGCGUGUUCCAAGUCGCACUGGUGGAAAAUGUUGCUUGUGUGGGAACAAGCUUCAUAACGUCUUUUAUCAUUGUUCAGUUUGCAACUUCAGCGUGGAUAUCAACUGUGUAAAGAAACCACCUCCUUUCAGUCUUCACCACCCUAAAGCUCAUGAGCAUCCAAUCAUUCUUAUGCCGCAAAGAAGUUUUGUUUGUAAUGCUUGUGGGAUGGAUGAUGACCCAAAUCCUUAUGUAUGUCCUCAAUGCAAUUUCAUGAUCCAUAGAAAUUGUGUUGAUAAACCACAAGUCAUAAAGAUCAAUCAUCAUGACCACCGCAUUUAUUACAAUCAUUAUCUUGAUUCUGAUGAUUGGGAAUGUGGAGUGUGUCAAAAAGAGAUGAAAUGGACGUGCGGAGCUUAUUCUUGUCUGAAGUGUCAAGAUUUUGCAGUUCAUCUAAGAUGUGCCACAAAGUUCGGGAUUUGGGAUGGGAUUGAGCUUGAAGGUAUAUCAGAAACUAAUAUCGAGCUCAAGUCAUACGAAGUGGUUGAAGAGGGACUUAUAAAGCAUUCCGGUCACCAAAACCAUGUUUUGAAGCUCAAAGAAGAAAGUGAUGGUGAUGAUGAAGGCAUAGUUUGUGAAGCAUGUGUAUAUCCUGUAUUUUGUGGCCCAUUCUACAGUUGCACAGAGUGUGAUAAUUAUAUUCUUCAUCAGAAAUGUGCCCAUCUCCCAAAAAAAAAAAUAGAUUCCUUCUACAAGAUGGAGAUUACUCUAUUCCCAUGUGACAAAAUGGAAACAAUAUUAGGGCUUUGUGAAGUUUGUCAACACUUCUUUCAGGGUUUUCGGUACACAACUAAGGAUGAUAUAACCCUUGAUAUGCGAUGUGGUUCUAUAUCCGAACCUUUCUUUCAUGAAAGCCAUCCUCAUCAUCCGUUGUACAUCGACUUUUCAGGCAAUAAAACUUGUAAGGCUUGUGGAGAUGAGGCAACUUUCAUUUUGAGCUGCCAGGAGUGCGGAUAUUUUUUGGACAUUAAGUGUCCUUUCUUACCAAAUAAGGUGAAACACAAAUAUGAUAAGAAUCAUUUUCUGUUUCUAUGCUACGGAAAAGACACGAGUGACCAAUACUUAUGUGAAAUUUGUGAGGAAGAACUAAAUUCAGAGAAAUGGUUCUAUAGAUGUGAUGAGUGUUGUAUUACAUUUCAUAUCAAAUGUACACUCGGAGACUUAAUUAGUCUAAAGCAAAUAGUUGAUGCUGAACCAAUCAAAUUGGAGGUGAUACGCAACAUUCAUAUGACCAGGUUAGUUUGUGAUGUAUGUCAUUCUCGCUGCCACUUUCCCUACAUGUUGAAGUGUUCUUCUCCUUUAGGCGUGGACACUCUUUGUUCUUUACAAUGUUUUCGGCAAAAAUACUUCCACAAAAUGACUCCAUUAUAUGAAUUGUCAAUAGAUUAUUAAUUAUUUAAUAUUUUAUAUUAGAUGAGACGAAAAGUAAAUGUAUUCUCAGAAUAUUUUAUCAUAAAAAGUCAUUAUUUCCGGGUAUGUAUUUUGCUACCAAAUAAAAUUUAUCAUCUACACUUUUGUCUAAUACGCUUUUUGAAGAUAUUUUAGAUAAUCUUAAAAAAAAAUUAAACCGAAAGUAUGGUUUUCGUAUUAAUGAAAAUGAUCGAGUUUGGUUGCUCUAAGAUAAACGAAACUAUGUAUUUGGGAUGCGAGGAAUAUGGUCAAACUAAAACAUGAUAUAUGGAAGUUGUUUUGUAGUGUAAACUAAAAUAAUGAAAAUAGGAAAUCCAAUAUAAACAAGUAAAUAAAUGAGUUUGGUGGACGUACAAUACAAUGUGAGAAAAUCCUAAGCUUUUGGAUUUAUCAUAGAGAAACAUGAAUUGCACUGACUCAAAUUGUUAGUUAGGAAAAGUUUUACAUUGUUUAACUCAAACUGGAGUUCGAGUCGCGCUUAACGCGGGUUUGUAUCCCUUUUCGGUUUAUAAUAAGUGUUGGUAGAAAAUAUUGUAUAUAAGUAAUAUACAUUAAUGUUGGUUUUCCUGUUUAAAGAUUUGCCAUAUCAAGUCAAUACAUCUUCCGAGUUUGAGACUAAGACAAAUAUAACAUUUUGGUUCCAAUCCGACAAUAAUCUAUACAACGUUCGGGUUUAAGAUAAAAACAACUAAGAAUUCAUCUCCGGGUUAUAAAAAGAAGAUCCAUAAAACCUCAAAGUUCCCAUUAUUAAAAUGUAUUCAUUCUCCAGAAUCAAAACAUAGAUUUCCUAGAACUUUCAAAUUCUCAAGGAUAAAUCUACAUAUCCUCAAGACUUAGAAUGUAAAUUCUUUAGAACCUCAAUUCACAUGAACUCCGAGUUCUUACACAACAGAUUUUUACACCUCCAGAUAAUACGGCGAAGAUACAGUUUCUGAGCUUUCAACUAUUACAUGAUCAUUUACCAUCUACAAUAAACUUAUCUCGAAUGUUUCUUGGGUCUCAAAAGAAAGUAAAUUCGCUAGACAAGGAUAUUUUCCCAUGAUCUACUUUUACCUAAGAAAGGAGAAGACGUCUAGUCUCCACCCACUAUUACAUGCUGCAAAACUCCUCCUAGUUUGAAAGGGAUACAUGACAAAAAAAUAAGCAAGAAACUGACUAAGAGCAGAAAGACAGAAGGAAAAGGCAAGAAGCAUAACAAAUAGAAGCAUAAAGGGAAAUUACUUAUAAUGACUCCAAUCAUAUCUAAUAUUACUCAACUAACUCUUAAAAUAUUGUAAUUACUAGCAUAACACAUAUACCAAGCAAAAGUACAUAAAACCCAACCUAGUUUUCAGUAAUCACAAGUUUGCCAUUGAAGUAUUAUUAGGGGUAUAAUUUAUUUUUUGCUAAAAUGUAAAUUUCAUAAAAUGAAGGAAAGAUUCUACAAAGAAAUCUUAUGUCUGAGCCAUCUUGGCAAAAAGAAAGAAAAAACAAGAUGGAUCAAAUAAACACACUAACAUGAAAGAGCUAUCUCAACCAAAGAGACAUGAGAUUACUAAACGUUUUACGCUUCCUCUUGUCAGAAAUAAUGUUUCGCACUUCCCUAUCAAGUCCAGCAAAGACUGAUGAAGAAGGAAUGGAUAACUGAUUAUGGACCAGAUUAUUUCUUUGCUUCCAAAUGUGAAAAACGAAGGCUUGUGUAGCCACUUUACGCAGUAGCUUCAACUCCUUUGAUCCUGCCGCUCUAAUCCAAGACAAGAGCUCCGACCAAGUUGUAAACAUGGUCGACGGAGCCGUGCACCUGAUGAACACCUCCCUCCAUACUUGUAGGCUAUACUCACAAGACAGCAGCAGAUGAUCCCUUGUUUCAUUACCCCUUGCGCAAAGGGGGCAAGUAGUAGCAAUCGGCAUUCCCCAAGCAGCAAGUCUCUCUCUCGUUGGCAACCUGUCCCAGGUUGCAGUCCACAUCGUAAAGGCAUGUUUGGGUACUGACCCCUUGAACCAGACAACAUCCACCCAGUCUUUAACUUGAUCUCGAGGCCGCAAGACUUCCCAUGUAGUGGAGGCGAUAAAGCCACACCCCGGAGAGUCACCUGCAACACAUUCAUAAGUAUCAUCAAUAUCAGUAUGUAAGGGAAGAGGGAUAGUGGUUAGGUGAGCGUGUAGCUCGACUUCCUGCGCUGAACGUGGGUGUGGGAGCGACCAUGUGGAGUUGACUAUGGCAUCAGCUACCACUGCAUUACUCCUUAUUCUCAGAGCUCUUGGUCCCAACGGACCAAUAUGGUUAAUCAGAUGACCCAAUGGGGACCAAUUGUCAUACCAGAAACUCGCCAGUUGACCAUUUCCCAAACUCAUUUUGCAAAAUUGAAGAGCUAGUGGUCUAAGCUUGAGAAGUCUUUUCCGGUCCCAUGAGUCAUUUGAAGCAGCUUCGAUGGUUCAGAAACUUUUAUUUGUGAGAUGAAUGUGCCAGUGCCAGUCCGCCCAAAGAGAAGGUGAUUUCGAUAAUAGGAUCCAGAUAAAUUUCAGGCAGAGAACCUGAUUCCACACCAAGAAGCUCCUGAGACCAAGUCCUCCUUCAUUUUUCGGGAAGCACACAGUGGACCAUGAAAUCUUUGCGAUUCCUUUCUUUUCAAGACUCCCAGACCAGAGGAAGCGAGAGCAGAGUGAUUCAAUACUCUUUAUACAACCUUUGGGGAGGAUAAAAGCCGAUGUCCAGAAAUUAACAAUGCCAAAUAUCACCGUUUUGAGUAGUUGAAGGUGACCGGUGAAGGAUAAGAGCUUGGCUGACCAGGAGUGAAAACACGCGGAAAGCCUAUUCGUGAGGGGAGCGUACUCCGAGAUCUUUAAUUUACGACUCAUGAGAGGAAGGCCCAGAUACCUUAUAGGUAGAGUACCCGAGGGAAAACUGUAGCUUGCAAUGGCUAAAGAAUCCGGUUGUUGUAGUCCUGCUGUAAAUAUUUCCGUUUUUGAAGUGUUCAUGUGCAGACCAGACCAAGAGGCGAAGUCAUCAAGGCACUCAGAGAUCCCAUGAAGGCUGUUACUGCUCCCAUCAAAGAACACCAUUACAUCGUCCGCAAACAUGAGAUGAGAUAGCUUUAAUUGCUCAGUUUUCGGAUGAUACCCUAUGUUUCCUGAAUCAUAGCGAGACUGAAGAAGUCUAGAUAGGCAUUCCAUUUCUAGGACAAAGAGAUAGGGCGGUAACGGGUCUCCUUGCCGAAUCCCCUUAGUGAUUUUGAAAAACCCAUCUGAGACACCAUUAACAGUUACUGAGAAGGAAGCAGUAGACAAGCAUUCCGCGAUAAGUCUAAUAAAGCUCUCAGGUAUAGCAAUGGCGCGCAGAGAUGCGAGAAUGAAAUCCCAACGAACCGUAUCAAAGGCUUUCUUAAGAUCAACCUUGAGCAUCCCUCGAGGAGUUAUUGAAUGAGUGUUGUAGCCAUUUACAAGGUCCGUCGCUAGAAGAACAUUUUCAGCCAAGAGACGCCCCAGGAGAAAAGCAGAUUGCGACUUAGAGAUCAUGAGGGGGAGAAUCUCUUUCAGGCGGGAUGCAAGCAGUUCGAUAUAACUUUGUAUACCGUAUUGAGACACGAUAUAGACCUGAAAUCUGUAGUGAGCGAAGCGUUUGUUUUCUUUGGAAUCAGAACAAGAGAAGCAGAGUUCCAUUGCUUGAGUAUACACCCCGAUCGUAAGAAUUCAUGAAUGGCUUCUGUAACUUAUGAACCUAUGAACGUCCAAGCGAAGAUGAAAAAUUCAGUAGAAUAUCCAUCCGGACCACAGGUUUUAUUUUUUUGGCAGAGAGAAGAAAGCGUUUCUGAUUUCCUCUGAGGAGAACUCCUUUUCAAAACCUGCAACCUGGUCGGGUGAGCAUCUAAAAUCAAAUAGCAGGUCCAAAUCACUCUGAGCAAAAAGGGGCUGAGAGACAGGGCUGCCAAGGAGAUCUUUGAAGUAGUCAACACAGAGCUCAUGGAUUCCGGAUUGUGUUUCGACCCGUUCCCCAUUGGCGGUUAUAAGAUAAUGAAUAUGGUUUUUUUGCCUGCCUUGCAGCUGCGUCUCUUUCACAGAGACGGGAAUUUCCAUCGCCAAGAUCUAGCCAUUGUAUCCGAGAUCUCUGAAGAGAACAAAAAACAAAACCCUUUCACGGGUGAAGAGAAGUGCCUCAUGCCGACAAACCUAAAAUUAGGGUCAUCUCUGCAACUUCCAUCUCUGUGACCUCCACCUCCGUUAUCUCCGACUUCAAAUCCGCCUCCUCCACACUAUCUCGCCGUCAUCUCCAUCGCUGAGGAGGAACCCUAAGUCGCCUUCGUUGGAAAUCUCUUCAUCACUUCCGGAGAUUUUAACGAUAAGUCAUGAUUCUUUACUACUCAAAUUUCUUUACUACUCAAAUUUGCUAGGGUUCAUUUACUACAUCUAUUGAUUGAGUGAUUGUUUAAUUUUGAAAAGCCCAAAUUCCAGUCCAUAGCAAAGCUCAGUGUUUGAUCGGCUCCACUGUCAAUUAUCUUUUUUUACAUGAUGAAACUAUAAAUCUCAGUUUAUUGUUUAAAGGAAACCAUAAAGUAAAAUUGAUAGUUCUGUAACAAGAAUCUGCAAUUUUCAGACAUAAUUAGAAAAAUCCUAUGUUCUUUAUAUUUCUUGUUAAUGUCUGUCUAUAUUGGUGUUUUGUUAAAAAAUGAGGAUUUUGUUUUUAUUUCAGGUAUUUGAGAAUUAGUUUGUACUAGACUGAGGACAGAGUUUGUAGAUGAUUUCUGAGUUCUUUGACCAUCAAUGGAGAGAAGGAGAUCACCAAUAAGCAGCAAGAGUUCUGGUACUACAUUUUUCCCUAAAAGCCCGCUUGCCUACGAGAGUUAUAAGUCUAGUUGUAGUAGGAAACUGACAACGAGAAAUGUCAGUGUAAUGAUCAGAUUGUAGAAGAAAAGCAUUCAUGUAAGCAGCAUAAAUGAGAAAAACAGAAGAUGAGAGCUAGUUUAGUUAUUGUAAAUUAUGUUGAAUUCACGAGAAAUGUCCGUAUAUGUUGUAUCAGAUGGCUAUUACGUAAGAAUUUGCGGUUUAGUUAGUUGUAAA
Messenger RNA from Brassica napus (rape), 8076 nucleotides. RefSeq lists its product as uncharacterized. The record is from RefSeq and is a predicted model, not a curated record. Lineage: Eukaryota; Viridiplantae; Streptophyta; Magnoliopsida; Brassicales; Brassicaceae. The transcript has 2 exons. The coding region runs from base 1063 to 3024 and encodes 653 amino acids.